Ostertagia ostertagi is the source of this 345-nucleotide messenger RNA. The record is from the annotation of a GenBank genome assembly. NCBI's taxonomy places the organism in Eukaryota, Metazoa, Nematoda, Chromadorea, Rhabditida, Trichostrongylidae.
AUGAAUCACCGUUCACAUAAAGAGGAGCAAAAAGGCGGAGGUUCACGGGCACAGCCGCAUACAUCUGAUCCUCCAUUCACGAGCUGCGAUGCAAAAGAAUAUCUUUCGAUGAAUGGCAAGAUCCUCUAUGUCAAGCUAUCUUGGAAAUCGUUUCGAGGAGAUACCUGCCUUGAAGAUGACGAGCGCAGUGGACGACCACGAACCAUUGAUGAUGAUGAACUGCUACGAGCUGUCACAGCGAACCCGGAAGCCACUACGCGUGAGUUAGCCGUGACACUUGGAUGCUCCCAUGCCACCAUCGAGAACUUCCUUCAAAGGCACGGUUAUCGAAAAGUGCUGUCAAGA